AUGGCCAUUCAAUAUCUCAUUCUCCUAUCCCGUCAGGGCAAAGUGCGUCUUGCCAAAUGGUUCACAACACUCUCCCCCAAGGAUAAGGCCAAGAUCGUCAAGGAUGUAUCUCAGCUUGUGCUCGCUCGAAGAACGCGCAUGUGCAACUUUCUAGAAUAUAAGGAUACAAAGAUUGUCUAUCGCCGAUAUGCAUCACUCUUCUUCAUCGCCGGGUGCUCUUCCGAAGAUAACGAGCUGAUCACCCUCGAAAUUAUCCACCGAUACGUCGAGCAGAUGGACAAGUACUACGGCAACGUUUGCGAGCUCGACAUCAUCUUCUCUUUCACCAAGGCAUACUAUAUUCUCGACGAAAUUCUCCUCGCCGGCGAGCUGCAGGAAACGAGCAAAAAGAACAUUCUUCGCUGCAUCGGCCAGCAGGACUCCCUUGAAGAUAUGGAG
Fusarium subglutinans is the source of this 438-nucleotide messenger RNA. Its product is annotated as clathrin coat assembly AP19. The annotation marks the transcript as partial. Gene Ontology annotation, molecular function: clathrin-cargo adaptor activity. Gene Ontology annotation, biological process: protein transport; vesicle-mediated transport. NCBI's taxonomy places the organism in Eukaryota, Fungi, Ascomycota, Sordariomycetes, Hypocreales, Nectriaceae. The transcript is spliced from 4 exons. Gene Ontology annotation, cellular component: AP-1 adaptor complex; intracellular membrane-bounded organelle. The record is from RefSeq and is a predicted model, not a curated record.